Molecule: messenger RNA, 2824 nt
Organism: Corylus avellana
Lineage: Eukaryota; Viridiplantae; Streptophyta; Magnoliopsida; Fagales; Betulaceae
Gene: MAG2
Product: RINT-1 / TIP-1 family
Biological process (GO): retrograde vesicle-mediated transport, Golgi to endoplasmic reticulum; regulation of ER to Golgi vesicle-mediated transport; endoplasmic reticulum to Golgi vesicle-mediated transport
Cellular component (GO): Dsl1/NZR complex
Source: RefSeq, a predicted model, not a curated record
ACUCCCCACUCCGUGGAAGCAAAAGCAGCACACAGACUCUUACCAAAACCCUAAAAUACCCUCGCUCUUCGUUCAAAUUUCCCACCCGAACCAGACCCCGCAUGGCUUAGACCAUGGACUACACGGUCCAGACCCUCCCGCCAGCCUCGGGCCUCUCGGCCUCGGUGCUCUCGUUCCUCGACGAGAAGUUUCGGACCAAGGAGAAUCUCGCUGAAGCUCCGAGUCUGGUGUCGGAGCUCCAGGCCCAGUGUUCCGAUUUGGAUCGGACCCUAACCGACCUCAACCGGAGGCUCGGGGUGAGCCUUGUGGACUACGCUUCGUUCUCCGAUCGAAUCGGUGGCGUUUUCAAUGACAUCAGCGCCAAACUGAUCGCCCUCGGAUCGUCCACUCGCUCUUAUAGCUCGAUAUCAGAUGGAGGAGGAGGAGAUGGAAACGGGAGGGCCGAGCAGAUAUUGGGGGAGGAGCUGCCAGCAUUAGCUAAGGAGGUGGCAAAGGUGGAGACGGUUCGAAUGUACGCUGAGACGGCAUUAAAGCUUGACACUUUGGUUGGUGAUAUUGAAGAUACUGUAUCUUCUCUUAUGAACAAAAACCUAAGGAAGAAUUCUUCCUUGCAGAACUCAGAGGAAUUGCGUCAGCUCACUAUUAAAACCCUUAAACUGACAGAAGACGUAUUAACUUCUGUUACAAAGACACGCCCUAAAUGGGCACGCCUUGUUUCAUCUGUUGAUCACAGAGUAGAUCGAGCUUUAGCCAUUUUAAGACCCCAAGCAAUUGCGGACCAUCGGGCCCUUCUUGUUUCCCUUGGAUGGCCACCACCUCUUUCCACCUUGACUUCCUCCAACCUAGAUGCGGGGAAAUCAGCUGAAGUUGCAAAUCCUCUUUUCACAAUGCAAGGGGACCUCAAACAACAGUACUGUGAAAACUUUCUUGCCUUGUGCAGCCUGCAAGAGUUGCAGAGACGAAGAAAGUCUAGGCAACUAGAGGGCUAUAACUGGGAAGUCGCUCUUCACCAGCCUCUCUGGGCUAUUGAAGAGCUUGUAAAUCCUAUAUCAUUGGUGUCCCAACGCCAUUUCACAAAAUGGGUUGACAAGCCAGAAUUCAUUUUUGCUCUUGUGUAUAAGAUAACCAGGGACUAUGUUGACUCUAUGGAUGAGUUACUGCAACCACUGGUUGAUGAAGCAAUGCUAGCUGGGUACAGUUGCAGAGAAGAAUGGGUAUCUGCAAUGGUAAUCUCCUUAUCAACAUACAUGGCAAAAGAGAUAUUUCCUGUUUACAUUGGUCAACUGGAUGAAGAAAGUGUCACUGGUACUCGAUCGCAGGCAAAGAUAUCAUGGCUCCAUCUUGUUGACUUAAUGAUAUCUUUCGAUAAACGAGUUCGAUCCCUGGUUGAACAGUCUGGGAUAUUGCUUUCCUUUCAGGAAGAUGCGAACCUGCAGAAGAUUUCUUGUCUAUCUGUUUUUUGUGAUCGACCUGACUGGCUUGAUUUAUGGGCUGAAAUAGAGCGUAGUGAUGCGAUAGACAAGUUAAAACUUGAGAUGGAUGAUGAGAAAAAUUGGAGAAUGAAAGUUCAGGGGGCAGUUCUUUCGUCUGGUCCCGAAGAUUUCAAGUCUCCUGCAAUUUCCAGUGCCUUUCUUAGGCACCUAUCAUCUGUGGUUGAUCGAUGCCGAUCAUUGCCUAGCAUUUCUUUGAGAUCAAGGUUUCUCAGAUUGGCAGGUGCACCUAUGAUUCGAAAAUUUUUGGAUUGCAUUUUUCUCAGGUGCCAAGAAGCUGAAGGACUGACUGCCUUAACAGAUGAUGUUGCCAUGAUUAAAGUUGCAAAUUCGGUUAAUGCUGCUCACUACUUUGAAUCUGUUUUAAAGGAAUGGUGUGAGGACAUCUUUUUUCUGGAGCUGGGAUUAGGUCAGGGUGAUCAACUGAGGAUAUCAGAGAAGAAUAAUGAUAGUGAAGGGCCAAUCAAGGGUUCUGCAAGUGGUAUUUUUGAUGAGGAGAUUGAAAAGUUGGAGGAGUUUAGGGCUGAUUGGGUCGAGAAGAUCUCUGUUGUUAUUUUGAGGGGGUUUGAUGCUCAGUGUCGAGAUUAUACGAAGAACAGGAGGCAGUGGCAGGAAAAGGGUGAAGAGGGUUGGACAGUAUCAAAGUCUUUAGUUGGGGCUCUAGAUUAUUUGCAGGGAAAAGUUUCAGUUGUAGAAGAAAAUUUGAAUGGGAUAGAUUUCGUUGGGGUCUGGAGAAGUUUGGCAGCUGGGGUGGAUCGAUUGAUUUUUAAUGGUAUUCUUAUGAACAACGCAAAGUUCUAUGAUGGUGGUGUUGAGAGGUUUGAUAAUGAUUUGCAGGUUUUAUUUGGGGUGUUUGGGGCUUGGUGCUUGAGACCAGAAGGCUUCUUCCCAAAAGUAAGUGAGGGCUUGAAGUUGUUGAAGAUGGUUGAGAAGCAGCUUCAAGAUAGUCUGGCUGGAGGGGAGAAAUGGAUGAAGGAGAACGGGAUUCGGCAUUUGAGCGUAGCCGAGACAGAAAAGAUAGCGAGGAGUAGAGUAUUCAUAAGUUGAAGGACUUAAGAGGUAAAGCCCUGGACUUCCUGAACUGACCAAUUUAUUUGAACAGUGCAAUAAUUCAAGUUCCCGUCAGAACACUUGUUACAACCAAUGCCUAGAGCACAGCGUGAGGCUUGUUUCACAGAGUAUUCUUAAAUUUCAGCCAGGUAUCCACUGCAUAUGCUGCCAUUAUGGUUGUUAAUAAAAUGGGAAAUGUAGUUCGAGGAAAAACCUGCCGUUCAUUAUUUGAUUUGUUACAGGAAUUGAAAUGAAUAUACAAAUUACAACUUUUUUUGGUUUCA